This is a messenger RNA of Leptosia nina, 252 nucleotides long. Lineage: Eukaryota; Metazoa; Arthropoda; Insecta; Lepidoptera; Pieridae. The record is from the annotation of a GenBank genome assembly.
AUGCGACGAGUAGAGCGGUGGUGCGGUGUCGAGCGCGUCGCCGCUCUAUCAUCUUACCGGCGCAGGAGUGCGCCAACGCCUGCACCAAAGACCACGUCACUACCCACCAUUACAGCGCGGAGACCGCGCUUCCACCCACGACGCCCUUUCAGCCACCUACUUACUUACACUAUACACAUCACAACCGGGUUUUGCCACUUACAUUUACCUAACCUAACGAUAUCACAUAAAAUACGACAACCGCUUCGAUGA